Diuraphis noxia (Russian wheat aphid) is the source of this 975-nucleotide messenger RNA. It is a transcript of the gene FANCI, whose product is annotated as Fanconi anemia complementation group I. NCBI's taxonomy places the organism in Eukaryota, Metazoa, Arthropoda, Insecta, Hemiptera, Aphididae. Gene Ontology annotation, biological process: DNA repair. The record is from RefSeq and is a predicted model, not a curated record. Gene Ontology annotation, molecular function: DNA polymerase binding.
UAUUAAAUGCGAUUAAUAAUGCUGAAAUACCAGAAAAAAUGAAAGUAUGUUUGAUCAGUCGCUUAUCAUUAGAAUUAAACAAACUAUCUACAAAGCAAUUAAUCAAAUUUAUAAAUAUGUGUAAAAAAGACAUAGAGGAAUCAAAUGAAAACUGUGUUCAGAGCUGGAAAGAAUUGUUUCCUCAUAUUUUAAAAAUAGUAUCGGAAAUCAAACUAAUAAGAACUGAGGAAUUAGAAAUGACAGGUGCUGAUUACAAAGAAAUGAUCAUUACUGACAUUUGUCGUUUCAAAGUUCAACCCAACAUCUCAGUAGCUCUUGCACUGAUGUUUAGAGGAACACUAUUAACCGAGAAAGAACAUGAACUAGUGAUCAAAACAUUAUGCUCUUACUUCGGUCAAAUGAAACCUCUUGAAAUCCCACCUAUUCUUCAACAGAUAUUACAUUUUUGUUCAAGUGGAGAUUUUUUAACUCUUUUUUGUACACUUCAAAAGUAUUUUGACGAUAAGUACCAUUUAGAUCAAAGUAAUGAUGAAAACUAUGCACUUGAAAUAGAAACCUCUGAGAAAAAAGAAUUUUUAGAAGCUGAAAGUACAGUAUUAUUUCUUUUAGAAGACUUUGCUAAGGUGCAUUCUUCAUUUGUUAAUGAUAUAACUAAGUACAUAAAAAAUAGCAUUGGUGCUCCUAACAUGGUUUUUGGUCCAUUCAUGUUAUCAUUUUUACUAACCAUGUCUUGCUGUGCACCUUUUGAAGUUAAUGUUAUUGAUUUGGUAAAAAAACUUGUAGUGCAGUCAUUAGUAGAAGUAGAAAAUACUCAACGCUCAUAUUGGUUAAAACUCAAUUACACAGAUAUUUAUGAUGUUUACACACAAUUUCAAGUCUUUAUAAAAAGCGAAAUAUCAAGUUAUGAAAAAAUAUUUAAAGGUCUUGUCAAUUUGGGAUUAUCAUUUCUUGGAACUACUUCYUCUGUAUUUAAAA